AUGGCGGAGGUCUUUGGCAUUGUGGCAGGAGGUGCAGGUCUUGCGUCCCUCGCAAUCCAAAUUCUUGAUGAUUCACAGAGAAUCAGAGAACUGUGCGCUGCAAUCCGCGAUGCACCCACCGAGUUCAAAUCACUCUCAGACGAGAUUCAGCUUUUUGGUGCGCUCUUGUCCUUGAUCGCCGAGAAUCAUCCUCGGCGAGAGCCCUUGAAUAAGGCUACUUCGGUCCAAGACCAAGUCAUUCGACAAUGCCAGAGUCUUCACGACGAAUUGGGCCCGAUUCUCGCAAGGCUGUCCAGCUCCUUGGCUGGCCGAAAGAGGGUCGUAUCAUGGAUAUCAGUGAAAUCUAUAUUGGAGAGGAAGAAGAUCGAUCAGCUUCUAGUGAAGCUCGAACGAGCCAAGGCUAAUUUAAUGCUUGCUCAAAUGCUUGCUUCACCAAACAAUCUAGCGUCUCAACAGAUUUCUGUCCAGACAGAGAUAGUCCCUGCACCCUCGGAAAAGCCACCUUCAUCUUACACCAACAAAGCUACUAGAGGCCGAUCAAUCGUCACAAGCUCGUCACAUUAUCUCGGUUUGGGGACACUCACUCUCGGACGCCUCUAUUCUCGUUCGGCUGAGGAAGGGGAUACUGCAGCCGCACGAUUCACAUUUGCAUCAUGGUUUCUAGACUGGGCCAUUACUAUCACAUCGAGGAAGUACAAUGGUAUUCUCAACAUCUCUCUCCAGCCUCAGUGCUUAGUCAAAGCCGAUGCCCCUAUCUUUCUAGCCUGUGCCAUUGGAGACCAUAAAGCCGUUGCUGAUCUGAUCGCCACUGGAAAGGCUUCACCAUUCGAUACCACUUUCAAUGGCAUGACACCUUUGGCAGUGGCAGCAGCAUGGCUCCGCCCUGAGAUCUGCAAGCACUUGAUCGACCUCGGAGCUGAUGCAUCGGCUAUUAUGAAAUACCGCAAUCCCUAUACCGGAGAAGGUAUGGAGUUAACCCCCUUCGCGUAUGCCUGUGGCCGAUGGAGUCCUGAGACCUGGAUGCCAACCAUCAGCGAUGUUUGGCCUGAGUGGAAAGCCUCUUACUACCAGAGGGGUGACCGUAAGCUAGACACUUUACGCCUGCUGGUGGAAAGUGGCAAAGUGGUAAUCGAACAAACGCUGCAGUCGAGCUCAUUUCCACAACCCCUCAUAGCCGUGAGUAACUAUCAAGGUUCGCUUGACACCCUUCUCUGGCUUAUCGCGGAGGAAAGGAUAGCUCUCGUUGGGAAUGAUCUGCAAAACUUCUAUGUACAACUUGCAAGGUCAUGGGCCAGUCUCAGUUGGGGCUCGAUUGAGUUAGUCUCAGCGGCGAUGAACAAAGUGCAGGACACCACGAGCUUCACUACGGACCCUGUAGCUGGAACUGAUAUACUAUUUGGUCUAGUCCUAAUACUUAUGUGGGACGCAUUGGACUCUAGGCAGGUCGCUGACGUUUAUCGCAGCCUUCAAAUCCUUUUGGACGCAGGUGUGGACAUCCACGGUAGGACUCAUAAGCGCAGCCCACUUGGAGAGUGCUCAUUUCAUUCCGUUGAUGGUUAUAUCUGGAGACACGAAGAAUUAAACAGUCUUGAUCGGCAUGGGCGGUUCUUUCGGGCUGUUGCGACAUCGUGCAACCGACGCUUGAAAAUCUGGGCCAAUUUCUUAAAACAGAGUCAAGAGGAUCUGUAUGACUAUCUGAGAAUUGAAAAGCAGGACGGCAUUGAGGAGUGGUCUGAGUGCAGGAACGAAGAAGCGGGAGAUAGCUUUCACCAGUACCUCAAAAACCUACGGAUCAUGUCUCGAAUCUGCAUCGGAGUCGUCACCAACAGCGAUGGGGAAGAAGUCCUGGACUUCCGUAUUGAGUUUGCCACGAAAAAGAAGGAUUUCAUUGUGCCAGGACAGUGGGACGACGAAGACUCAGAGGAAUCUAUGUCCGUCUCUGGAGAAGAGGAUGAGGAUGGUUGGAUAUAUCACUAUGCUUAUAGCGAUGAUGAAGCGUCAGACGAUGACGACGAAAGCGACUUGGAUGAAGAAUUCAACAACGAGGAUGGCGACAACGACGACUACGAUGAUGAUGAUCACGAACCAGAUCAAGAAGUCCAGCGACAGACAGAAUUGUCAAAGCGACUUGAUGACCGAGAGCAGGAAGAUGAUGGUCAGAAAGACACAACCCCUCUUCCUUCCGACCACGCACAGCGAGCAUGA
Molecule: messenger RNA, 2205 nt
Organism: Exophiala bonariae
Lineage: Eukaryota; Fungi; Ascomycota; Eurotiomycetes; Chaetothyriales; Herpotrichiellaceae
Exons: 4
Coding region: 1-2205 (734 amino acids)
Molecular function (GO): protein binding
Source: RefSeq, a predicted model, not a curated record